GCAAGAUGGCGGCGCCCAGGGAGCGGCGUGACUGUUUGGUGCCGCGUCUUUCUUGAAGCGGCUGCGUCGCAUUCGGAGCGGAGGAGGAGCCGGGGCCGCCGGGGUGGCAGCAUGUCGCGCCUUAUUGUGAAGAACCUGCCGAACGGGAUAAAGGAAGACCGCUUCCGGGAACUCUUUGCUGCUUUCGGGACGCUUACAGAUUCCAGCCUGAAAUUCACCAAGGAUGGCAAGUUCCGCAAAUUUGGCUUCAUUGGCUUUAAAUCUGAGGAUGACGCAAAGGCCGCUCUAGCACAUUUCAACAGGAGCUUUAUCGACACGGCCAAAGUCACGGUUGAGUUCUGUAAGUCUUUCGGAGACCCACAGAAGCCCAGAGCUUGGAGCAAACACUCCACAAAGCCCAGACUGUCCAAUGAAGCUCCUAAAAAUUCCCCCAAAGGUUUGGGACAUACAGAAGUAAAGCAAGGUAAAAAGAAGACAAUUCAAGCAGUGGAGUUCAAAGAGCUGGAAGGAGAGGAGGCAUUCCGAGACUUCCUGGCAGUCCACAAGAAGCGGUCUCAGGUGGCCACCUGGUCCAAUGACACCAAACCGGAGAAGCCCGCAAAGAGCCGGGCCAAGUCGGAGGAUGAUUAUCUGAACUUCGACUCGGAUGAGUCGGACAGCCUCAGUGAGGAGGAAGCAGAGCCUGGAGUGGCGGGUUCGGAUGCUGGCAGUGCCCGAGAGAAGAAAAAUUCCAAAGGAAAUGCAGCAGCCAGGCAGGAGCUCUCCGACAUGGCCUACUUGAAAACAAAAGUGGUGGAAGGGGAUGAGUCACUGCUGUCAUCGGCAGAGGAAAGCGAGACUGAGGGGACAAGCAGUGACGAGGCUGCCGAAGCAGAGAAGCCGAGGCAGGCGAAGUCGGCUGGUUCUGGCCUUGCCGAAGGGGCUGCACUGGGUGCAAAGGUCAAGGCGGCAAGUGCCGGAGGGAUCCAGAGCCCGAAAGCCACAUCGCAGGUCAAAACACCAGCCGGAGCAAACAAGCCCAGCACGCCACACACGGUGAAGCUGCGGGGUGCCCCCUUCAAUGUGACAGAGCAAAACGUCAGGGAGUUUCUUGUUCCGCUUCAGCCAGUGGCCAUCCGGAUUGCCAGGAAUGCCCACGGGAACAAGACAGGUUAUGUAUUUGUCGAUUUUAACAGUGAGGAAGAAGUGCAGAAGGCAUUGAAACGAAAUCAUGAAUACAUGGGUGGACGGUACAUCGAACUCUUCCCCGAGGAGAGCACAGUGAAGAAGCAGCUCUCCUCGAAGGGCCCCGCACAAGCUUGGCAAAGGACGAAAAAGGACGAUGAGGAAGAAGAGGAUCUCUCCGAGUCGGGAAGGCUGUUUGUCCGGAACCUUCCCUACACCUGCACUGAGGAAGACUUGGAAGCAAUGUUCUCCAAACACGGCCCUCUCUCCGAGAUCCACUUCCCCAUUGACGGUCUGACGAAGAAGCCCAAGGGCUUUGCCUUCGUCACGUACAUGUUCCCUGAGCACGCCGUGAAGGCCUUUGCAGAGGUGGAUGGGCAAGUUUUCCAGGGACGGAUGCUGCACCUGCUGCCGUCCACUGUGAAGAAGGAGGAAGGGAACAGUUCUGACCUUGCAGAGGGUUCUUCGUACAAGAAGCAAAAGGCUUCCAAGGAUAAAGCCAACAGUUCCAGUUCUCACAACUGGAACACGCUCUUCAUGGGAGCAAAUGCUGUGGCCGACGCUAUUGCACAGAAAUACAACACCACCAAGAGCCAAGUGCUGGAUCACGAGGGCAAGGGCAGUGUGGCCGUGAGGGUGGCUCUGGGCGAAACGGAGCUCGUUCAAAAGGUCCGCCAGUUCCUGCUAGAUAACGGCGUGAGCCUGGAUUCCUUCAGCCAGGCUGCUGGCGAGCGGAGUAAAACCGUGAUUCUGGUCAAGAACCUGCCUGCAGGCACGACGGGGACGGAGGUGGAGGAGGUCUUCCGGCCCUACGGCAGCCUUGGCCGGGUGCUGCUCCCCGAGGGAGGCGUGACGGCCAUUGUGGAGUUCCUGGAACCCACAGAAGCAAAGCGAGCAUUCACCAAGCUGGCCUACUCGAAGUUUCGACAUAUCCCUCUGUACCUUGAAUGGGCACCAAUGGGCGUCUUCUCUAGCCCUGCGAAGACGGAGCUUAAGAUUGCGGGAAGCAAAGAGGAAGGCGAAGCACAGGCGCCAACAGGUGCUUGUGAAAAUGAGGAAGUUAAAGCAGAACCAGAGAAAAUCAAAAUGGAAGAUGAAAAAGACGAUGAAGAUGAUGAUGAUGAAGAAGAAAGUCUUCCAGGGUGUACACUCUUCAUAAAGAACCUCAACUUUGCCACCACAGAGGAAACUCUAAGAGAGGUUUUUUCCAAAGUUGGAAUGGUGAAGAGUUGCACUGUUUCCAAGAAGAAAGACAAAGCCGGCACGCUUCUCUCGAUGGGGUUCGGAUUUGUGGAAUACAGGAAGCCAGAGCAUGCUCAAAAGGCCCUCAAGCAGCUGCAGGGAUGCUCCGUGGAUGACCAUCGACUGGAAGUGAAGAUCUCUGAGCGAGCCGUCAAGUCCGCCGUGCCUUCGGGCCGCAAGAAGCAGACCAGCAAGAGGCAGUCGAGCUCCAAGAUCCUCGUGCGCAACAUCCCCUUCCAGGCAACGGUGAAGGAGAUCAGGGAGCUUUUCAGCACCUUUGGAGAGUUGAAAACGGUUCGCCUGCCGAAGAAAAUGGUUGGAAUGGGAACGCAUCGUGGUUUCGGUUUUGUGGACUUCCUCACUAAGCAAGAUGCCAAGAGAGCCUUCAGCGCCCUGUGCCACAGCACCCAUCUGUACGGCAGGAGGCUGGUCUUGGAAUGGGCCGACCCCGAGGAGACGGUUGAAGCCCUGCGGUGGAGGACGGCCGAGCAUUUUCACGAAACGCCAACCAAGAAGAAGAAGCGGUCAGCUGCCCUAGAAGAAAUCUUGGAGAAGAUGGAAGAUGAAGGAGAGAAUGAAGACGAUACCUAGGACCCCUGCCACAAAACUAUAAGUUUUGAAUCAAGCCGCUGCAGAGACAUCCGGCCCUUGGAUCGCUCCUUCGAAGCCCCCAAAGAAGAGUCAGAAGUCUGAGCAAAGAGCCAGAAGUCUUACCAUUCGCUGGGAUCUUUCCUGCAUCCUGACUAGGAUCCAACAAGGCAACAGUGUCUCCUUUAGCCUGCCAACCAAGAAAACUGCCACACUGGUUUUUAAGCCACCAGAUGAAACAAACCUUCCUAGAAAAUCACUAGCAGUAGAUCGGGGUUUCCCUCUUCCCCACUUCUUGAUAACUUGCACAGGUUUCAAAAAGAAUGUACAUAAUGUUUUUAAACAUAUUGGGAUAUGAAUGUGAAAUUACAAUCCCUUUGUUCCUGU
Messenger RNA from Varanus komodoensis (Komodo dragon), 3381 nucleotides. It is a transcript of the gene RBM19, whose product is annotated as RNA binding motif protein 19. The transcript is spliced from 25 exons. Gene Ontology annotation, molecular function: RNA binding. The record is from RefSeq and is a predicted model, not a curated record. NCBI's taxonomy places the organism in Eukaryota, Metazoa, Chordata, Lepidosauria, Squamata, Varanidae. Bases 112 to 2997 code for a protein of 961 amino acids.